UGUCACUGCUGCGAACUCAAGUCUUCGCCACCUCCUCCUCCCUCUUUUUCUUCUUCCCUUAAAUUCAUUCUUCAGAUUCCCCAUGUUUAUUCUCUCUUGACGCCAUAAAUUUCCUUCCUCGAGGAGUUUUCUCUCUCUUUCUCUCUCUCUUUUUAUAUCUCUCUCUCUUAGGGUUCUUCUGUGUUCUGGGUUUUGGGAAGGAAAGUGAAGAACUUGAUCUUCGUCGGACGAUAUGGGGACUUGGAGGAGCCAGUUGAAGGCCAUGCUCCGCAAGAACUGGCUCCUCAAAACUCGACACCCCUUCGUCACUUUAGCCGAGGUUUUACUUCCAACGGUUGUAAUGUUGCUGCUGAUAGCUGUAAGGACACGGGUUGACACAAGAAUUCACCCUGCUCAGCCUAAUAUAGAGAAAGACACGCUUGUGGAAGUGGGCAAAGGUAUUUCUCCCAGUUUUCCAAAAGUUCUGGAACUUUUGCUUGCCAAGGGGGAGUAUUUAGCUUUUGCACCUGACACUGAUGAAACGAGGAACAUGAUCAACAUUUUAUCCCUAAAGUUUCCGGAACUUAAGCUGGUUACUAGAAUUUUCAAAGAUGAAGCUGAGCUGGAAACAUACAUAACUUCAGAUAGCUAUGCUGCAUGCAGCCAAGUGAGGAAUUGUUCGAAUCCCAAAAUAAAAGGAGCUGUGGUAUUCCAUGAACAAGGUCCUGAUUUAUAUGAUUAUAGCAUCCGCUUGAACCACACGUGGGCUUUCUCUGGAUUUCCUGAUGUUAAAUCGAUCAUGGACACAAAUGGACCUUAUAUCAAUGAUCUGGAAAUGGGAAUCAAUACAGUACCAGCAAUGCAAUACAGUUUCAGCGGGUUCCUGACUCUUCAGCAAGUGGUAGAUUCAUUCAUCAUAUUUGCUUCCCAGCGAACUGUAGGUGGUGCAUCAUUGCACUCUUCUCUUGGUUUAGCUUUACCCGUUGAGCUACCAUGGACUGUACUUCCCUCUAAAAUAAGAAUCGUUCCCUUUCCAACCCGAGAAUACACUGAUGACGAGUUUCAAUCUAUUGUGAAGAGUGUAAUGGGCUUGUUGUACCUUCUAGGGUUUCUGUAUCCAAUCUCCCGGCUUAUCAGCUACUCUGUUUUGGAGAAGGAGCAGAAAAUAAGGGAGGGUCUUUACAUGAUGGGUUUGAAGGAUGAGAUUUUCCAUUUGUCAUGGUUUAUCACAUAUGCUUUGCAGUUUGCAUUGUGCUCUGGGGUUAUUACAGCUUGUACAAUGGGAAGUCUUUUCAAAUAUAGUGAUAAGACAGUAGUCUUCACGUACUUCUUUUUAUUUGGACUCAGCACGAUCAUGCUCUCUUUUCUAAUAUCAACAUUUUUCACCCGAGCAAAGACAGCUGUUGCAGUUGGAACCCUUUCCUUUCUUGGUGCUUUCUUUCCGUAUUACACUGUUAAUGAUGAAUCAGUGCCCAUGGUAUUGAAGAUAAUUGCUUCUUUGCUUUCACCUACGGCAUUUGCUCUUGGAUCAAUAAACUUUGCUGAUUAUGAGCGUGCUCAUGUGGGACUUCGUUGGAGCAAUAUAUGGCGGGCAUCAUCCGGAGUAAGUUUUGUUGUCUGUCUCUUAAUGAUGCUGCUAGACUCUAUGCUUUAUUGCAUAAUUGGUCUUUAUUUUGAUAAGGUACUCCCCAGGGAAAAUGGUGUGCGGUAUAAAUGGAACUUCAUCUUUGGCAAGUGCUUUGGGAGGAAGAAGAAUAAAAACCAGUAUUGCCCUGAAAAUACCGUUAAUAAAAUUCUCUCAGAUAAUAUAACCAUUUCUUCAGAAAGAGAGCCUUCUGAUCCUAUUAUAGAAUCAAUAAGCUUGGAAAUGAGGCAACAAGAGCUUGAUGGGAGGUGCAUGCAGGUUAGAGAUCUGCAUAAGGUCUAUGCUUCAAGGAAGGGGAAUUGUUGUGCGGUUAAUUCAUUAAGACUUUCGUUGUAUGAGAACCAAAUACUCGCACUUCUGGGACAUAAUGGGGCGGGUAAAAGUACAACAAUAUCUAUGCUUGUUGGUCUACUUCCACCAACAUCUGGAGAUGCCCUGAUAUUUGGGAAGAAUAUCUUAACAAACAUGGAUGAGAUUCGAAAGGAACUAGGUGUGUGCCCUCAACAUGACAUCCUCUUUCCAGAACUGACAGUUAAGGAGCAUUUGGAGAUGUUUGCUGUCCUAAAAGGUGUCAAAGAAGACUCCUUAGAAAGGACAGUGGCUGAUAUGGCAGAUGAAGUGGGAUUGUCUGACAAAAUUAAUACACUUGUCCGAGCACUUUCUGGUGGCAUGAAGAGGAAACUGUCACUUGGAAUCGCAUUGAUAGGGAACAGUAAGGUGAUUGUUCUUGAUGAACCAACCAGUGGGAUGGAUCCGUACUCAAUGCGUCUUACUUGGCAGUUGAUUAAAAAAAUAAAGAAAGGCAGAAUAAUAUUACUAACAACACAUUCCAUGGAUGAAGCAGAGCUGAUAGCUUAUAUAAACAGACUAACCUUCAAUGUUGGAUUUUUAUGCUUGAACAGCUCGAUUUUCCUUAAGCACCAUUAUGGGGUUGGUUAUACUCUUACUCUAGUAAAGUCUUCUCCAACGGUCUCUGUUGCAGCAAGUAUAGUUCAUCGUCACAUCCCAUCAGCAACGUGUGUGAGUGAGGUGGGCAAUGAGAUAUCUUUCAAGCUUCCCUUGGCAUCUUCACCCUGCUUCGAAGACAUGUUUAGGGAAAUUGAGAGUUGCAUGAAAAGAUCUGUUGACAGCUCAAGAAUUAAUGAGAUAGAGGGUUUGAGCUAUCCUGGUAUCCAAAGUUAUGGUAUAUCCAUAACGACACUUGAGGAAGUGUUCUUAAGAGUUGCUGGCGCUAACUUAAACAUUGAUGAAUCGGUUGAGGAGGGUAACAUUUUCUUCCCUCCAGAUUCUGCAGUUUCUAGGGUCUGCUCUGAAUCCCCCCCAAAGGGAAAUCUACAAUCGAAACUGCUCAGAGGUUGUAAUGAGGUUGCUGGACUUAUGGUUACUACAAUUGCAAAAGCUUGCAGUUGGGUUGCUGUUAUGGUUUGGACUUUCGUUGGUUUCAUAAGUAUGCAAUGCUGUUGUUGUUGCAUAAUCUCAAGGUCAACAUUUUGGCGACAUUGCAAAGCAUUAUUCAUAAAGAGAGCAAGAUCUGCUGGCAGAGACAGGAAAACAGUGGCUUUCCAGCUUAUCAUUCCGGUCGUCUUCUUGCUUUUUGGCCUUCUUUUUCUUCAGCUUAAGCCACAUCCUGAUCAGAACUCCAUAACACUCACAACUGCAUAUUUCAACCCUCUCCUGACUAGCAGCGGUGGUGGUGGCCCUAUUCCCUUUGAUUUAUCUCACCCUAUUGCCAAUGAGGUUGCAGAAUAUAUUGAAGGAGGCUGGAUUCAGCCCUUGAGGAAUUGCUCGUAUAAAUUUCCUGAUCCAGAAAAGGCGUUAGCUGAUGCUACUGAUGCCGCAGGUCCCACAUUGGGGCCCACUCUACUUUCAAUGAGUAAAUUCUUGAUGUCUAGCUUCAAUCAAUCCUACCAGUCAAGGUAUGGGGCAAUUGUAAUGGAUGGCCAGUAUCCAGAUGGGAGUUUAGGAUACACUGUUUUACACAACAGUACUUGUCAGCAUGCCGGUCCAAUCUACAUCAAUGUUAUGAAUGCUGCAAUUCUUAGACUUGCUACCCGUAACAAGAAUAUGACAAUCCGAACGCACAACCAUCCCUUGCCUACAACAAAAAGCCAGCAUUUACAACGUCAUGAUUUGGAUGCUUUCUCUGCUGCAAUUAUUGUUAACAUUGCAUUCUCAUUUAUCCCAGCCUCUUUCGCUGUCCCCAUUGUUAAGGAGCGCGAAGUUAAAGCAAAGCACCAACAGCUUAUUAGUGGGGUUUCUGUCUUCUCAUACUGGGUAUCAACAUACAUAUGGGAUUUCGUCAGCUUCUUAUUUCCUUCAACAUUUGCGAUGAUCCUCUUCUACAUUUUUGGUCUAGAGCAGUUUAUUGGAAUUGGUCGGUUUGUCCCAACUGUCAUUAUGUUCUUGGAGUAUGGCUUGGCAAUUGCAUCCUCAACAUAUUGCCUAACAUUUUUCUUUUCUGAACAUAGCAUGGCUCAGAAUGUUGUUCUUUUGGUUCACUUUUUCACUGGUCUUAUUCUUAUGGUCAUCUCCUUUGUUAUGGGCCUUAUCCCGGCAACUGCUAGUGCAAAUUCAUCUCUAAAGAACUACUUCAGAUUAUCACCGGGAUUUUGCUUCUCUGAUGGACUGGCUUCAUUAGCUCUUCUAAGGCAAGGGAUGAAAGACAAAUCCAGUCACGGGGUUUUAGAUUGGAAUGUGACUGGAGCAUCAAUCUGUUAUCUAGGUCUUGAGAGUAUCUUCUACUUCCUUGUGACACUUGGUCUUGAGCUCUUGCCUGUUCAAAAGAUAAUGUCUAUCUCCAUAAGCGAUUGGUGGCAGAACUCUAAAGUUCUCAAGCACAGUGCUGGGGGGUCUGGUCAUUUAGAGCCACUUCUCAAGGAUUCACCAGAUGGAGUUUUACUCGAUAUUGAGGAUGAUGUAGAUGUGCAAAAUGAAAGAGCCAGGGUGCUCUCAGGUUCUACUGACAAUGCCAUAUGCUACUUACGAAACUUACGGAAGGUUUAUCCUGGCACCAAAUAUCAUGGCCCAAAAGUGGCUGUACAGUCCUUAACUUUCUCGGUCCAAGCAGGAGAAUGUUUUGGAUUUUUAGGUACAAAUGGAGCUGGGAAAACUACCACCUUGUCUAUGUUAUCUGGAGAAGAAACUCCAACUAGCGGGACUGCUUUUGUCUUUGGCAAAGACAUAGUGGCAAGUCCAAAAGCUAUCCGUCAGCACAUUGGCUACUGCCCCCAGUUUGAUGCAUUAUUUGAACAUUUGACUGUAAAGGAGCACCUUGAGCUCUAUGCAAGGAUCAAAGGAGUUGUGAAUCAUAGAAUUGAUAACGUGGUUACAGAAAAGAUGGUGGAGUUUGACUUGUUGAAGCAUGCUAACAAGCCAUCAUUUACCCUUAGCGGAGGAAACAAACGUAAAUUAUCAGUCGCGAUUGCAAUGAUUGGAGACCCUCCCAUUGUCAUUCUCGAUGAACCGUCUACAGGUAUGGACCCUGUUGCCAAAAGAUUCAUGUGGGACGUGAUAUCCCGGUUAUCAACUAGGAGAGGAAAGACUGCAGUUAUUCUGACUACCCACAGCAUGAAUGAAGCUCAAGCUCUCUGCACCAGGAUCGGAAUCAUGGUCGGAGGCCGCCUUAGAUGCAUUGGUAGUCCACAGCAUUUGAAGACACGCUUCGGUAACCAUCUUGAGUUAGAGGUGAAACCUAACGAAGUAAGACGUGUGGACUUGGAGAACUUUUGCCAAAUGAUUCAGCAGUGGCUGUUUAACCUUCCUUCGCAUCCAAGAAGCUUACUUGGUGACCUCGAAGUUUGUAUUGGCGUUUCCGACUCAAUUAUACCCGAGACUGCAUCUGCAUCAGAAAUCAGCUUGUCGGUAGAAAUGAUAAAAAGCAUUGCACAGUUUCUCGGUAACGAGGGAAGAGUAAACACACUUGUAUCUCCCAUGUCUGAGAAUGAUGGGCGGUCUGGUGAACAGUUAUUAGAGCAGCUGUUUCGGGAUGGCGGUAUACCGCUGCCCAUAUUCGCCGAGUGGUGGUUAUCCAAAGAGAACUUCUCAGCACUAGAUUCUUUCAUUCAGUCUUCAUUUCCCGGUGCAACGUUUAAGGGAUGCAAUGGAUUGAGCAUUAAGUAUCAGUUACCAUUCGGAGAAGGCGGGUUGUCACUUGCAGAUGCCUUUGGAUACCUCGAAAGAAACAGGAACCGAUUGGGAAUAGCGGAAUACAGCGUUGGCCAAUCGACCCUCGAGACUAUAUUCAACCAUUUUGCAGCUAACUCCUCCUGAGAACCUCACCCAUUCAUCAGCUCAGCCAAUGAUCUGCAAUGGUGUAAACAUGGCAAAUACAUGUAGAAACUGCAGAAAAGGCCGAGUUUAGGGUCUAUGUGUAUAUAGACAUCUACGCAACUUACAGACACUUUCAAGUGAUCUGCAAUCAAAAUCUAUAGCACA
Tarenaya hassleriana is the source of this 6058-nucleotide messenger RNA. Its product is annotated as ABC transporter A family member 1. Gene Ontology annotation, biological process: transmembrane transport; lipid transport. Gene Ontology annotation, cellular component: intracellular membrane-bounded organelle; membrane. The transcript is spliced from 40 exons. Gene Ontology annotation, molecular function: ATP binding; ATP hydrolysis activity; lipid carrier activity. The coding region runs from base 233 to 5893 and encodes 1886 amino acids. The record is from RefSeq and is a predicted model, not a curated record. NCBI's taxonomy places the organism in Eukaryota, Viridiplantae, Streptophyta, Magnoliopsida, Brassicales, Cleomaceae.